UUAUGGAUAUGAAUGCUUUCAAGGAGCAGUUUGGAGCUAUAAUGACAUAGUUUGAAGUAGUUUGGGGGUUCUUUAAUGGCCUAUGUCAGUUCAAUUCAACCCCAAUACUUUUUCAACUUCAAAACAAACAAAGUACAUGCCCUAUUACCAUGGAAGGAGGUUGCAACAGUGAAGGAAAGAAUCUAGGACAGUUUGAAGACUUUUUCAAGUGGUUGAGAGCAUCUAGGAGGAGGUUGAAGACUUCUUGAAACAGUUGAGAAAAUUUAGGGGGCAGUUUGAUACUUUUUCCAAGGCAUUUCCAAGCAUCUAGGAGCUGAUAUAAGAGCCUAAUAAAUAGGAUAACAGUUGGGAAGGACUUUUCUUCAUAAAAGUCACUUUUUGGAGCUGAUUUGAAGGCUAAAAAAUAGCAACAAACAACUUGGACGCCCAAGGAGGAUUGACCAAGCAAAAUCAAUUUCAGUUGUCCACUGGUAAGUUGAAAAUAAUGCAAGUUGAUAAUACAAAAGGGAGAGAGGAGGGCAGACACCAAGCAGGGAAUUUUAAGAAAUGGCCACGUUGGGCUGAAGCUUUACGAGAUGUUGCUUUUAGUCCAGAAAAGUACAAGGAUAAAGUACUUAAGGUUACAAAUGAAGCUGUGGUGUACCCAGACUUGUAUCCUAAGGGUAAGAAACAUGUAUUGGUAAUAUCGAGAAUGAAUGGUCUCAAUAGCUUGGAAGAUGCUGGUAAAGAACAUUUGCAACAUUUACAGAAUAUACACAAUCUUGGACAAGAAUGGGUUGCAAAGUUUUUAAAUGAAGACCAGUCAAUGAUUUUUCGGCUUGGUUAUCACUCGGUUCCCUCAUUGAGGCAAUUACACAUGCACGUCAUUAGUCAAGAUUUCGAUUCUCCCUUCUUAAAGAAUGCAAAGCACUGGAAGUCUUUCGCAUCAUCGUUUUUUCUAGAUUCAAAAAAUGUAUUAGCUGAGCUUGAGUCAAACGGUAAGAUUAAUCCUUGCAGUGAAGAAGGCAGGAUGCUGGAAUCUCCAUUGAGGUGUCAUCGAUGCAAGACUUUGCAUAAAGAUAUUGCACAUCUAAAAUACCAUAUCUGUAAAUGCAAAAUACCUUUUGCUCCAGAUCUGAUCCCUUAUUUGUAUGCAUCUAAUUUGUCUGCAUAGUUUAUCUAUUGUCUUUGAUGUACGCGUUUGUUGGCAAUCAGCAGCAAUUAUGGUGUGCUAAAGUGACAUCUUUAGUAUAAAUUAUCUGUAAAAUAAAAAAAUGUCUUGAAAUAGUUUUAAAUCUAGUCCUUGUGGUGUUCGUUUGAUUCUAAACAAUCCUGUACAAAGCCCAUGAGAAGUUUUAUUAUAUAUAGAAAUGUAAGCUUCCAGGUAUUUAAGGUUUA
Cryptomeria japonica (Japanese cedar) is the source of this 1377-nucleotide messenger RNA. Its product is annotated as transcription factor bHLH140. Gene Ontology annotation, biological process: single strand break repair; double-strand break repair. The transcript is spliced from 4 exons. NCBI's taxonomy places the organism in Eukaryota, Viridiplantae, Streptophyta, Pinopsida, Cupressales, Cupressaceae. The coding region runs from base 485 to 1153 and encodes 222 amino acids. Gene Ontology annotation, molecular function: single-strand break-containing DNA binding; DNA 5'-adenosine monophosphate hydrolase activity; mismatched DNA binding. The record is from RefSeq and is a predicted model, not a curated record. Gene Ontology annotation, cellular component: nucleus.